UUGACGCUUGUUUGUGUUUGUUGACAGUUAACAGUUCGUUACGCAGAUUUGUUUUUAAUUACCAAGUUAACAGUUCACUUUCAUGAUUUAUAAAUGCCCCGUACAUUAAGAAGUGCUAAUAGAAAGACCAAAACAACCCGAUGCAGUUGUUGUGACAACGAUAACAACCGAAGUAAGGAAAGUUCUCAUCGCUUGUCAAAUAGGAAAAACGCUGUCCCGAGGAACUCACUAAAAGCUGCUCCCAAUGAAGAAAAGAAGAAAAGCCACGCUGAAACUAUCAUCAUCAAUGAAAAAAACAAAAAAGUACUUGAAGGAGUCAAAAAUAACAAGAUAAUUAAAUCUGGAGGACGAAAACAAAAUGGUCAAACAAAAAGUUCUGCCCAAGUAACUAGAGGAAAAGAGAAUAAAAUUGGGCGAAGUAAGCCGGUAACAGUUACAAAAGUUUCUAAAGCGCCUGCAAACGUUAGCCAAGAUUCUAUUUCAAGAAAAAAAAUUACAUCCAGAAAACCGUUGGCACAAACUGGCAGUAGUUUAAACACAGUUGAAUCUAAAACAAAAUCAAAGAAGACUGGAAUUAAAUCUUUGACCGACAAGAAACUGAAAGGAUGUACGGUAAUAUUAAAACAAGUUACAAUGGAAGAUUUUAAACAUAUUCAUGCAAAUGGUGAAAAACAGAUCAAAAAUGGACACAAAACAGUUACAAAAAAUUUAAAACCUUCCAAUAAUGCGAAAACGUCGCCAAAAACACAUCCUCAAACCUCCGUGCCAUCAAGAAAACUAAGAUCAAGAAAACCAAUUGAGUAUGCUGACAGCAGUUUAGAAGCAACAACAUGUGACAAAAAAGUAAAUGUAAAAGUACCCAUUUAUAAACAAAACGUUGACGAUAAAAACCCCACCAAAAGAAAAGGUGAUCAGUAUGAGUUUGACUCAGACACUGAAAAACACAAAAAAGGGAAAAGACGAAAAUUGGAUGAUUCAAGCUCAGAUCCGUUUAAUAAAACAUUCCAAGAAAUUCUUAAAAAUAUUGCUGAAAAAAGUAUGAAAAAGAAAAAGAAAGUUAUUUUUUCGGACGCAAAUAAAAAGAAAAAAGCGACAAAACAAAAGUUACACAAUAAUCGCACAAUUAGUAACAAUAAUCAGUUAAAGUCUAAAACUGAUAGGGUUGUUAAUCAAGAAAAGACAAAAGGGACUUUAACGAAAUUAACAAGUCCCAAAAAUUUUGCAAUUAAGUUUGCAAAUAAACAACAAGUCAGUAAUACAAAUUUAACAUCGACUCCAAAAAUAAACGUUAAUUUGUCAAACAAAAAUAAAAAAGGGGUUCUCAAUGUUGAAGAUUUAUCCCAAGAAAAGGACUUGUUAAAUUUAUCUAAUGCAACAAUUGACAGUGACAGUGAGGACGAAUAUUUUGUAGUAGAUACAAAUGAAAGUGCUGCAUCUCCAAAAGUUCAAAUUCUUAGUAAUAUUCAGUUGAAGCCAAGAAAAGAAUUAAACUUAAGUAUAGCCAGUCCAAAAUUGUUCAAGGACGGCCAACCAAACGCUAACAGCACUUUGUUGAAUAACGUACUGACUCCAUGGCGGUUCAAUGACAUCAAUAUUAAACGCAAUCCACAUUUUAUUGCCAUUAAACCCUCGUCGUUGCCAUAUUUAAAUCAAGAAAUGGUGUUAGAUCAUAGCAUUGUUGAUAAAUUAAAUGACACUUCAAAAAUUGAAGUAGAAAAUGUACAAGAAAACAGAAGAAAUAACACUAAAUCGCUAUUGCAAACCACACUUAAUGAUUAUCUUAAAUGUAACAAUGAAAACAAGGAAAACGAGGAAAAUACAAAAGUCAGUCUGUUUGAUAAUGAUCAGUUCAGUCCUAUUAAAAAUGACAAGAGAAUUUCUCAUAAACAGUAUACUGGGAAACGCAGGAUAUUGGGUGAAAUAAACGAAAAUUUGAUGGAGCAACCAAGAUCAGUACAAAGUUUAGAAGAAUCUACAAACUUUCGCAAGAUUGAUGAAGAUGACGCAUACUUUGGUUUUGAUUCUGUUGAAGAGGAAGAUGAAGAAAACGUACCCAUUUUAAAAAAAGAUGAUAAACCCUUCAGAGUAUCUAUAAACUUACAUGACAAAAAAUAUCAACGUAAAAAGAAAUUCAAUAUUAAAAAAAGGAAUAGCACUAUUGAAAGUGAUAAAGAGAGUAGCGCUAGUGACGACAGUGACACUGAAAGUGACAAAGGACAACUUAAAUUAUUUGAAGACUUCAAUGAUACUCAAGAACAGUUUGAGCAACAGCAAGUUAAAACUGGAAUUGUGAAUAAAUUACGUAACAAUAAGGAUUUGCCAAAUCAGAAGAAACGGAAAGAUGUUAGAAGCAAGGAAGAAGAAGAACAAGCUGAACAGUGGGCAGCAGCUUUUAACUCAAUGUGUGAAGAAAUUGAACAAUUCCCACUUGAAAUUGAGUGAUUCCACUGUACCUCAUUUUAUUUGUAUUUUUAUAUUUAUCUUUUUAAUUUUUUUAGUUAUACGCCAUAUUUUUAACAACCGCAAAAUUUUUUAUAUUUAUUAUAUUAUUUAUGAAGAAUCCUAGACUAUUUGUCGUGUUGUUCUAUAUUUUAGUAACAAAAUUAUGUGUGAAGAAUCUUGUAUGACGCUUUUUCUAUUUAAGUGUAGAACCAAUAUUAGGUGAAAUUAAUUGUUCUUAAGCAGAAAACGAUGAAGUGGUAGAACUAAUAUUGCAAGUGGCUACCUGUCAUAAUCCGUUCACGAUCUUUAUGUAGUAGGGUUGGCCAUGAAAAUCUAGUGAGUUUGUUGGUAUUCGAUGCAGAAGAAUAAAAAUCCCCUGAACUUUUUUCGUUA
Molecule: messenger RNA, 2835 nt
Organism: Zophobas morio
Lineage: Eukaryota; Metazoa; Arthropoda; Insecta; Coleoptera; Tenebrionidae
Product: interaptin-like
Exons: 3
Coding region: 94-2442 (782 amino acids)
Source: RefSeq, a predicted model, not a curated record